AUGUCGCCAAAUAUCAAAAUCAUUUCCACCGACGAGUACAAGGCCGUCAUAAGUGCUGUUCAACAUUACAUUGACAGCCUUAUCGGAGCCAGCCAAGAAAGUCUCGACAAAGCAUUUUACAAGGACGGCACCAUGACUGGCUGGUCUCCUGAUGGUUCAUUGGCUUCUGGAAGCUACAAAGCUCUGCACGGUUACUUCGAGACCUACGGACCGGCAAAGAACCUUAAGACACACACGGAUGUUCUCGGCAUCACGCCAUCGACCGCAGUAGUCCGAGUCGAUAUCGAAGGAGCGCUCGAUGCUCCGUACACAGACUUUCACACCCUGUUCAAGAUCGACGGCGAGUGA
Messenger RNA from Fusarium sp. VM40, 348 nucleotides. The record is from the annotation of a GenBank genome assembly. Lineage: Eukaryota; Fungi; Ascomycota; Sordariomycetes; Hypocreales; Nectriaceae.